Molecule: messenger RNA, 6399 nt
Organism: Leptidea sinapis
Lineage: Eukaryota; Metazoa; Arthropoda; Insecta; Lepidoptera; Pieridae
Product: capping protein inhibiting regulator of actin dynamics-like
Exons: 19
Coding region: 124-2877 (917 amino acids)
Biological process (GO): microtubule cytoskeleton organization
Cellular component (GO): microtubule cytoskeleton
Source: RefSeq, a predicted model, not a curated record
AGUCAUAUCUUAUAAAAUCGCUGGCUGUGGGCGCCUCUGGCUGAAUAUAGUGAACAAAGUAUGAGUUUUCGAAAUAUUAUGUUCGAAUAAAAAGUGAUCAGUGAGUGACUGUCAUCUAGCAAGAUGGUUGAUGACGUGAAAGAUAUUACUGAAAAAGCUGAAAGCAAAGAGGCACUAGACCGGGCAAGACUUGCGCGCGAGCGACGCGAGGCGGAGCAGAGGAAGCGGCUCGACGAGCUGCGCGCGCACGCCGCGGCGGCGCAGGCGCAGCGGGAGAAGAGAGACGAGGAGAAGCGCCGCCGGCAGGCGGAGCAGCGCGCGAGGGACGACGACCGGCGACACCAGGUAGAAGAACGAAAACGUGCGAUAUGGGAGGCGUCUAUAUCGCGACGAGAGGCGCUCCUGCAGCGCGAAAAAGACCGCACCGAGAGACUGGAGCGAGCUCGCGCGGGUCGUUCGGCGCCUCGGCCGGCCUUCGCUUUCGGAUCUUCCACGCCCCGACUGCUUGAGCCUCUCGACUCUGCUGGAUUCUUCUGGGCUGCGCGCAGUACCAACCCCGUAGAUCAGAUGAACUUUUUUGAAUCGCUGGCCGCAUCAACCACCAAUGUGAUGUUUGCGUCUGCGCCACUCACGAGACGAGCCUCCGCACUUCAACUGGACUCCUCCGACAUUGAGAACAAAGCCGCUAGAGGAGUCAUGUUCUCGAGUUUCCAUGAAGCCGACCGCUCUCCGCAGCCAGCCAUGUGGUCUUCCGUGGCUCGCCGGCGCACCGACCUGAUUCCCACGGCUCCGGCUCCUCGCGCUCCAGGUAGGGCGUACUCCAUGACGCGACUGGAUCGACUGCCCGCCACCUCGCCAAACAACCAUCUCAGCAGGAGCCAGACACGAUCAGGCGAGACGACGCCUGGCUCGCGGCCCGGUAGCGCCAUGUCGCAGAGUACGGUGACGCGGCGCCCCCAGCCCGCACAGCGACGGCCACGCCCUGCCUCCAUUGCGGGCACGGGCUUGCACACCCCUCGCGCGGAGACAGGCGGGGCCAGUGAGGCCAGUAGCCCGGCCGUGUCGCGAGACGCGUCCACUCUGCGUGCUCACAGUGCACCGCGACGCGCGCGCCCCGUGUCGCUACACAUCACCUCGAAGCCGACAACACCACUCGGCCCGGGUGAGGGCAAACCGCCGUUGCACAGGAAGCCAAAGCCAUCCAAAGACCACGAAAAGAAUCGCAAGUCGCUGUCUGCGUCUCCGGGUCGCGCGCUCUCGCCGUCACCCGCCGCUACCAAGGAACCGAGCGUCGACAAAGAUGUCAAGACAACACGACAAACUCGCGGCGGUCGUGGCUCCGGUGAGGUGAGCGCGCUUGAAGUGACGCAGAAACUGGAGGCGCUUCAAGUGCAGGGAACUGACGGCACUCAGGUAGAGGAAAACGAAAACAAAGAAAACAUAGAAGCGAAUCAAGUGAACGUGAAACAGAACAACACACAAGAGAGUGUUGCGAAAAAUGAAGAAAUAGCAGAAGUGAAGAGUUUGGAGACUAAGGUGGAGGAGAAGAAAGAGCCCUCGGUGGAAAAGACUGACGAGAAUGAUAUGACUGCAUCAAUGAUAUCUCGCCGAAUCACGACCGAGGAGCAGGCGAAGGCUGCGCUUGCUGAGAGACGGCGACGAGCCCGCGAGGAGUUGGAGCGACAGGCUGAGAUUGAGAGACUCAGACUGCAACGUGAAGCGGAAGAAGAAGCAGAGAGGCAGAGACUGGAGGAAGAAAGACAGAAGCGUGAAGAAGAGGAAGCGAGAGAGCUGGCAGCGCUGCAGAGGAAAAAUGAAGAAGAGAAACUGCGAAAGGCUAUUGAGGCUCAACAGCAGCUUGAGCGCGAAGAAGCUGAACGUAAGAAGCGAGAGGAAGUGGAGAAGCAGAUGCGGCUCAAAGAGGAGGAAGAGAAGAGGAGAGCCGCGGAGGAAGCAGACAGGCUGAAGCGAGAGGAGUUGGAGAGAGAAGAGAAAGAGAGGCUUGCGAGGAAGCAGCGCGUCGAGGCGAUCAUGGCGAGGACCAGGCUAAAGAAACAAGCCGAAGAAGACAAAAAGAAACAAGAACAAGAUAAACCCCAAGAGCCACAGAACAAAAAUAACGAUACACAGGACACCACAGACUCGCAAGAUGUCAAACAACAAAGUGACAACGACAAAACAACAAACGGCGGUAGCAACGGUAAAGUUGAAACAAAUGCCAAUGUUGUUACAGAAGUGUCUGUAGCAAAAGACGGAGAAGAAAAAAAGAAUGGUGUAGAAAGUGAUGUCGAAACUACGAAAAGUGAAGAAAUCAUAAACAAUAAUAAAAGUGCCACAGCUGAUGGUGUUAAAACUUUAAAAGGCGAAUCAAUUAACAAUAAUGCAAAUGUAUUAGCAAAUGUUGAAGGCGGCGAAGUAAAGAAUAAUGGUGUCGAAGCGAAUGGUGAAAAAACGCAAGUUGAUGUACUACAUGGUGGACUUGAGUUGGUCGGACAGACUGAAGUCAAGGUUGUAGACAAUGGAAACGUGCCCACAGGGGAUCUGUUGUCGUUUACCACUAGUCAGAAUGAGUCGCCACGAGUCGAGAACAACGAUGACGUCACUGCGGAGUCCGGACAUACAGAGAGCAAGGACACAAGUGACGACCAACUGACAGUCGGGAAGCAGCCAGAACUCGGUAACUUACUAUCACUGGACACUAUGGCCCCCGACGCUGGCCAGUUACCAGCCACCGUGGGUCACAUAUCCGCUAGCUUCAUACAAACGGAGCGCAUGGCCGAACACAACCAGAAGAUCGAACCCAAGCUACUAGAAGACGAUUUCACGACGCACAAUGGCCACAAUAGUCAUCCGCUGACGUUGCGGAAUGCGAUCUAAUUGUAUGCAGGUAAGGUCGAAAAUGGCUCGGUCAUGUGUGCGUAUUGGCUAGCCAGGCUAGUGAUGCGGUGUACGGCGUGCGAUAUCGAUAAUUUAUUUAGCUUUUUCGGGCACAGUUUAGAGGAAUCGAAGUAGAUGCGGCGUGGGGAGAAAAUAAUAACAUAGAAAUGUUUCCUUUGUAUUUGGAGCAUAUUUGCUUUGAUGCAUUUGGUUUUCUGUUCUAAAUUCGAAGUAAUUCCCAGUUUAAAUAUACUUUUCAUGUCUAAUUAAUUUGUUGUGUUAUUAUCGAAAUUGUGUAUCUCUAAACUGUGGCAUCAAAUAUAAAAGUGAAAAUAAAAAAUAUUUUAAAGCUGUAUGAGUUAUGAUUAUAAGAAAGUGCCUUUGUGUAUUCGAUUGAUUUCCAGUUUGGUGCUAUAGGUUGGUUUUACUUGUUUCUCAUAAAGUAUUUUAUAACUUAGUGACGAUUGGUGCUAGAAAUCGAUACUGCUUGGUGGUAGGUAUCACUUGAGCCGGUGACAUUUUUAUUUAUUUAUUUUAUCAAAAUACACACUAUCAUUAUCACACUAUAAUUUUAACAUUGCACUACCAAUAUUAUUUAUUUAUGUUUCAUUAGCUAGGAGACAAUCUGUACGUUCUGUGCAUUAUUUAAUAAUUUAGAGACCAUUUAGAGGAAUCUCCAUACUAUGUUUUUUUUUAAAUAUUACACUUUAGUAAAGUUUCACUGGUCAGUAAAGUUGAACGGCACUUCGUUUUACGAUAGUGACAUACAUUUUACUAUUACUAUUUUAGGUACGACAAUUCGCAGAUUAAUGUGAUAAAUCUAGAAAAUAUUCAUGUUCGUUUGAUUAAGUUGCUAUUUUUAAAUUUUGACCAAGAACAUCCCAUGUAACUUAAUUAAUUAGUACUUUGUAUUCGUAAAGAUAAACGAUCUCCAGUCGAUCGCUAAGUUAUAGAAUACUGUUGUUGAUAAUGUGUUGUAAUUCUGGCCAAUAUGUACGCAUUGACGGUUCGAUAUCUCGAUACAUUUUAAUCGAUUAGUUUCAUAUUAAAAUUACCUUUGAUACAAACAUUUUAAACAAACGAUUAUCAAUUACUCUAGCAGACUCGAUUUAUCGAUAAUGGGUAUCGAUAGUCACUAAGAAUGCUUUUGCCUCAACGUUACCAUAUGUAAAAACGCUUAUCAUUGUUAAUCAUUGAGCGAUAUCAUAAUGAAAUAAAAAAAGAAUUGAAACAUAAAAUAAAGUUUCAGCAAAUGUAUCGAUUUAUCGAUGUUAUAGGUAGGGUUGGUUAGCACUUGUAAUAUUUCAAUGUAAUUAUUGCAUUUAUGAAAGCAAAUUGAAGAUUUUUAUUGUAAACAUUAUAAUUAUUGUAACGAAAAGCUUAUUUGGUAUAUUUAAGCGAUAACAAAUAUUCACAGCUUCAUGUUUCUCGUUUAGUAAGAAAAAAAUUCAUAUUGGAACACACAUAGAUCGUUAGUCUAGUAAUUGGGGAAGUAAAGGUUAAUUAACCGUCAUUAAUCACUAAUCAAUUAAUCGUAAUUAAUUAUUGAUUCGUCAGUUAGGUUGUGUACAGAAAAGCUGUGCUUAUUGUGCAUACAAUUAUUAUAAGCUUUUAUUUAUUGUGAUUCUUUUUUAAUAAUGAAAAUAUAAUCAAUUUUGUUUAUUUGUUAGAUUUUUUUUCUCUUGGGAAUGUAUUAAGGCGGUGAAGCAGUUUUGUUUGGACUCCGCGUCAUUGAGACGCGCAUAAUGAAAGAGCAUAAGCGAACGCGAUGGACAUAUAACUAGUUUGUGUAAAGAUUAAGAUAUUAUAAAGAAUAUAACCAGCUGUCUCAUACAUGAUGAUAAAAGUGUUUGAAAAUCGGACUGUUUAUUAACGGAAUAUUUGAAACGGUUACAAAACAAUUCAAUUGAAAUUUAAUUAAUUGUUAAUGUCGUAAUUUCUUUAUUUUAAUUCAAACUUGGACUUCGCCUUUACUUACAUUAUAUUGACUGCAGGUCAUUUGUGGAGGCUCCUUUGCACAGGAUGCCGGCUAAAUUAUGAGUACGAAAAUGGGCGACUAUUUUUGCUGUGAAGCAGUAAUGUGUAACCAUUACUGUGUUUCUGAGACUUAACAUCUUUUAUCUCAAAGUGACGAGUGCAAUUUUUAUUAUUUAUGUAUGUAUUUCAUUGUAAUGGGCAGAGCGGAUCAAUUUCCAUCAGCUGAACGUCCUGUUCGUCUCGUAAGGGAUAAAAAAACCUUUGCAUAGUUCAUUGUUUAAUCUGAUAUGAAAACGGAUCAAUUACGGCAUUUGAAUUGCUGUUGGCAAAUAGAGUGAUCAACAAUAAAUAUAGUUAUUCAUAAACAAUUUGUAUUAUAAGUUAGCUAGAGUUCUUCAACAAAUAUAAUCAAUUAUUUUCUAUUAAGAAAAAUUUUCCUCUUUAUCCAAUUUGUGCUUAUCUUUUGAAAUUUCCACUGGCGCUUGUAUUCUCUAAGUUUAGAUUACAAUUACCUAUUUAUAAUGACUGCUAGUACCAGUGGGAGGCUCCUUUCCACAGGAUGCCGGCUAGAUCAUGGGUACCACAACGGCGCCAUUUCUGCCGUGAAGCAGUAAUGUGUAAACAUUACUGUGUUUCGGUCUGAGGGGCGCCGUAGCUAGUAAAAUUACUGAGCAAAUGAGACUUGACAUCCUAUGUCUCAAGGUGACGAGCGCAAUUGUAGUGCCGCUCAGAAUUGUUGGGUUUUUCAAGAAUCCUGAGCGGCAUUACAUUGUGAUGGGUAGAGCGUAUCAAUUACCAUCAGCUGAACGUUCUGCUCGUCUCGUUUCUUAUUGUCAUAAAAUAAAUAUAGUAAUUUUUUGCUUUUUUUAGAGAAUUGAACACAUCUGUAGUUACUACACACAUUUAUUUCCGAGAAUGAUGCGCCAGUGGAAUGCCUGAUAGUUUAGUCUAGAUAAUACAUCUGUCAGAAUUGAUAGAUGUCUAUAAAUUAUGUCAAUUGUGACAGAUGUACGAAAAUUUACGCCCAAAAAUUUGAAUAAUUUUGAAAUGUUUAUGUAUUAAUUUUAUAGUUGUAUAAAAUUGUAUUAACACGCUGUCGUGGUUUGUUCUACACGACGGGUGUUCCUUCGUUUCUCGUUGUUCGGUGUCUGUGGUUCGUGCGAUGUUAUCGUUUUCUUUAUCAUAAUAAUAUUAAUUUUAGUAUAAUUAUAAUUGAAUUUUGAGCCACAGGCAACGAAGAGGCGUUUGCUUGUAGUUUAUACAUUUCUUGCUAAUCGUCCAUUUUUUAGGUUUCCCUAGAAACAAUCAUGUAAUGUUACAAGUCUUUUUCGGUGUUUCUUGAGCAUUCUUUUGGCAGCCAUUUUGUUUUGAGUACGCAUCACAAAAUGACGACCGCCUUGUGUGUACUGUGUGAAGUACAGACGAAAGGGUCCCUACAAAAUGUAUUUACACAUCAAACAUGGCUUCUAUGUACGUUCUAUAUAUUAUGUUAGCAAUCGAUGGAUUUAUAAGGAGAAAGAUUUAAUAAAAUUAUUAUGAAAUUUA